AGGAACUUGACUCUCCUCUUCGUGUGCUCCUCUGCCGAACAUCUUUUUCUGCCACCCUUUUUCUCUGUGAAUCUUUACCUUUCAGAGGAAAUAAAACCAGCCAUGGCCUAUCGUCCACCGUCCUCGACAAGUUACAGUAGCGGUGGAACCUCCGGGAUGAGCACGAGUGGCGGCGGCUUCGGCAGCAGUGGUGGUGGUGCUGGUGGUGGUGGUAGCCGAUCAUAUUCCUCAAGAUCGAUGGUCAACAACAAAUCAAACCCGUCCAGGGCGUCCGGCAGCAUGUCAUUUGGUAGGCAAGGCAUGGGUGGUGGUGGCUUCAGUUAUCCUAGUUUCAGUGGCGGUAUCAGUGGUGGAAGCAUGGGAGCUACUAUCACAGCCAUCCAGUCCAACAUGUCCCUGCUGGCCCCCCUGAACCUUUUAAUCGACCCGAACAUCCAGAUUGUCCGGACAGAAGAGAAAGAGCAGAUCAAGACUCUGAACAACCGCUUCGCCGGCUUCAUUGACAAGGUCCGCUUCCUGGAGCAGCAGAACAAGAUGCUGGAGACCAAGUGGAGCCUGCUGCAGGAGCAGACCACCACGCGCUCCAACAUCGACGCCAUGUUCGAGGCCUACAUCGCCAACAUACGCAAGCAGCUGGAUGGGCUCGGCAAUGAGAAGGGCACACUGGAGGGAGAGCUGGGGAACAUGCAGAACAUGGUGGAGGACUUCAAGAACAAAUAUGAAGAUGAAAUCAACAAGCGUGCCAACGUGGAGAAUGACUUUGUUCUCCAUAAGAAGGAUGUAGAUGGCGCAUACAUGAACAAGGUUGACCUGGAGGCCAAGGUGGACUCCCUCCAGGAUGAGAUUAACUUCCUCAGAGCCAUCUAUGAGACGGAGCUUCGUGAGCUCCAGGGACAGAUCAAGGACACCUCAGUCAUUGUGGAGAUGGACAACACCCGUGAACUGGACAUGGACUCUAUUGUGGCUGAAGUCAAGGCCCAGUAUGAAGCCAUCGCUGCUUCCAACCGUAAAGAUACUGAACAGUGGUAUCAGCAGAAGUACCAAGAGAUGGAGACGAAUGCAGGCCAGUUCGGAGAUGACCUCCGCACCUCCAAGAGUGAGAUAGCUGAGCUCAACCGCAUGAUUAGCCGGCUCCAAAAUGAGAUUGAGUCAGUCAAGGGACAGCGCGUCAACCUGGAGGCUCAGAUUGCUGAGGCCGAGGAGCGCGGUGAGCUGGCCGUGAAGGACGCCAAGGCCCGCAUCAGGGACCUGGAACAAGCCCUGCAGAGAGCCAAGCAGGACAUGACCCGCCAGGUCCGUGAGUACCAGGACCUGAUGAACAUCAAGCUGGCUCUGGAGAUUGAGAUCGCCACCUACAGGAAACUGCUGGAAGGAGAGGAGGACAGAAUCACCAGUGGCAGUGGAACUGCAACCAUCCACAUACAGUCCUCUGGUGGUGGCGGCGGCGGUGGCGGUUAUGGGGGCAGCAUGGGAGGCGGCGGUUAUGGCAGCGGCAUGGGAGGCGGUGGCGGUGGCUACGGAGGCAGCUACGGCAUGAGUGGCGGCAGCGGCGGCAGCUCCGGCAUAAUAAAAAUGAACACCGUUAGCUCCACACAACCCCGCCGUUAUUAAAAACAGCAGCUGUCUUUCUUUCCAUUCUUUGUCUUGUACCCUCAUUUUCUUCUCCUAUUCUUCCCAUUCCCUCUCCCUGACAACCACUCAUAAAAGCUUCAAAAUAUCCCCAUCACCUCACUCCUUGGAGACAUGGCAGCCUCAGAAACAUCCACAUUUGUCCGGUAUCAGCGGGCAGAUCCAUGUAACGUUUGUUUUCUGGGUUGCCACAUACCUGCGAAGAGUCAAGUCGAGGCAGAAUAAUUAGUGGACCA
Cyclopterus lumpus (lumpfish) is the source of this 1865-nucleotide messenger RNA. RefSeq names its product intermediate filament protein ON3-like. Gene Ontology annotation, cellular component: keratin filament. Gene Ontology annotation, molecular function: structural constituent of skin epidermis. Gene Ontology annotation, biological process: keratinization; intermediate filament organization. The record is from RefSeq and is a predicted model, not a curated record. The coding region runs from base 103 to 1611 and encodes 502 amino acids. The transcript has 9 exons. NCBI's taxonomy places the organism in Eukaryota, Metazoa, Chordata, Actinopteri, Perciformes, Cyclopteridae.